UUCCCCACAUCUAACACACAAGCCAUAACCAAAAACAGAUAAAACAAAGACACAACCACCAAAAAAAUGAGGAUUGUGGCAUUAAUUUCCCUCUCUCUCCUCUCCAUACUUGGAGCCUUGGCUCAACAUGAGCAAUGUGGUAGCCAAGCAGGAGGAAUAGUCUGCCCGGGGGGACUAUGUUGCAGCAAAUGGGGCUUCUGCGGUACCACACUGGCUUACUGCGGCGAUGGGUGCCAGAGCAAUUGUCCCUCCCCGCCCCCGCCCCCACCCCCGCCAGUGACCCCGCCCCCACCCCCGCCAGUGACCCCGCCCCCGCCCACACCAUCGUCCCCGCCCCCGCCACCUAGCGGCGGCGGCGGCGAGCAAUGUGGUAGCCAAGCAGGAGGAAUAGUCUGCCCGGGGGGACUCUGUUGCAGCAAAUGGGGCUUCUGCGGUACCACACCGGCUUACUGCGGCGAUGGGUGCCAGAGCAAUUGUCCCGCCCCGCCCCCACCAGUGACACCGCCCCCGCCAGCGUCCCCGCCCCCACCACCGUCCCCUGGCGGCGGCGGUGACAUCAGUUCUCUUAUUAGCAAAGACUUGUUUGAGAAAUUGCUGGCGUACAGGAACGAUCCGGCUUGUGAAGGGAACGGGUUUUAUACUUACGAGGCGUUCAUUGCUGUUGCCAGGGAGUUUAGUGGUUUUGGAACCACCGGAGAUGAUGAUACCAAGAAGAGAGAGAUUGUUGCGUUUCUGGCUCAAACUUCCCAUGAAACUACUGGUGGGUGGGCAGGAGCUCCGGGUGGACAAUAUGCAUGGGGAUACUGUUUUGUUACGGAACGAAACAAGGCGGAUUAUUGUACACCUAAUCAACAAUGGCCUUGUGCUCCUGGGAAGCAGUACUACGGCCGCGGUCCCAUCCAACUUACGCACAAUUACAACUAUGGUCCAGCUGGAGUAGCCAUAGGAAGCGAUCUACUAGGCAACCCAGACUUGGUCGCAGCCGACGUCACCAUUUCUUUCAGAGCAGCCUUCUGGUUUUGGAUGACCCCACAAUACUCAAAACCCUCCUGCCACGAUGUCAUCACCGGCCAAUGGACCCCGUCGGCCGCCGAUUUGGCAGCGGGUCGGCUCCCGGGGUACGGUGUCAUCACCAACAUAAUCAACGGCGGGCUCGAGUGUGGACAAGGGUUUACUACAGCACAACAAGUGAGCCGGAUCGGGUAUCUUAUGCAUUUCAGUGAUAUUGUGGGAGUUGGUUAUGGACAAAACCUUUAUUGCGACCACCAAAGGCCCUUUGGAUAAGACCCAAUAACAUUGCAGAAAACUGUUCCGUGAGAUAAAAUAAUAUUGUAGAGUCCAACUGUAUGGACCCUACAUAAUACUGUGAUCUAAGGAUGAAAUAAUGCCACGGCCGGCAGGAGUAUUGAAAAAUUCUUAAGUAGUCUAUGUUUAUCGCUGAAUAAAGAUGCAUGUAGGAAUAUUUCAGAAUAUUCCAGUUAGGUUGUUUGGCUGUGUGUAAGCUUGUUGUUAUCUUUGUUGGCUUGUUCUGUGGCUUGAUGUUCUAGACUCAAGCUUUGCUUUCUCCUGUGUUGUGUAUUGUGGGUUUUCUAAUAAAAUCUUCGUACCAAAAUAAGAAAAGAAAGAAUAUAUUUCAGAAUUAA
Molecule: messenger RNA, 1643 nt
Organism: Rhododendron vialii
Lineage: Eukaryota; Viridiplantae; Streptophyta; Magnoliopsida; Ericales; Ericaceae
Product: endochitinase-like
Exons: 3
Coding region: 67-1284 (405 amino acids)
Biological process (GO): chitin catabolic process; defense response to fungus; cell wall macromolecule catabolic process
Molecular function (GO): chitinase activity; chitin binding
Source: RefSeq, a predicted model, not a curated record